AUGGCUUUGGGGGUCUUAUUCGUGAUGAAAGGGGAGCUUGGAUUUGUGGAUAUUAUGGGAGGAUGGACAACUGUACCAGCCUUGAAACUGAACUAUGGGGGGGUAUACAAAGGAUUGACCAUCAUCCUCCAAAAAGGUUUCAACAAGGUGAUUGUGGAAACCGAUGCUCAGGAAGUUGUCAAGCUGCUAGAGGAAGGCCCCGGUGACAAACAUCCUUACAAAGGACUGGUGGAAGAUGCGAGGAACAUUUUCAAUGGCUGCCAAUGCGUUGCCCAACAUGUUUAUCGUGAAGGGAACUUAUGCGCGGAUGCUCUAGCCAAACUAGGAGCUGCCCAACCCGAAGACAUUCUAGUUGUUAACAACGCCCCAGCUGAGAUUCGCGACCUGCUUGUGGUUAACAUGCUGGGGAUGGGUAGAGAGAAGGCUUAG
Camellia sinensis is the source of this 429-nucleotide messenger RNA. Lineage: Eukaryota; Viridiplantae; Streptophyta; Magnoliopsida; Ericales; Theaceae. The record is from RefSeq and is a predicted model, not a curated record.